Messenger RNA from Magallana angulata, 978 nucleotides. Its product is annotated as ATP-dependent DNA helicase RecQ-like. Gene Ontology annotation, cellular component: cytoplasm; nucleoplasm; nucleus. NCBI's taxonomy places the organism in Eukaryota, Metazoa, Mollusca, Bivalvia, Ostreida, Ostreidae. Bases 1 to 978 code for a protein of 325 amino acids. Gene Ontology annotation, biological process: telomere maintenance; double-strand break repair via homologous recombination. Gene Ontology annotation, molecular function: four-way junction helicase activity; 3'-5' DNA helicase activity. The record is from RefSeq and is a predicted model, not a curated record. The transcript is spliced from 2 exons.
AUGCACAACUUCAUUGGGUCUCCUGAGUUGCUCGUCGGGGAUAGCACAUUCCGAGACCAGCUCCAUGCAUUUGAUGUUUCAACAAUUGUUGUGGACGAGUUUCACACAAUUGCAUGUUGGGGUGAGAAGGAUGACAGAAACGCAUUCAGAAAAUGGUUCAGCUACAUUGGGGAACUUCGUUCCAUUUUCCCAUCUGUUUCAGUUCUGGCACUAAGUGCAACCUGCUGCCAUAAAAUUUGCAGAAGAGUCCGCAAAGUCCUAAAUUUGAAGGAUGAUGCAACCGAGAUCCGACUGUCACCAGACAAACCAAACAUAAAACUGGUUGUGAAAAAAAUUCCAAAUUCUGUUGACCUAGGAAUGGCCUGGAUCAUCGAUCAGUUAGACUCUUUUCCGAGAACUAUCAUAUAUUGUAACAGCAGCGUUUCCUUCUGUGAGAUGUUUCAUUCUGAGACACCAGAUGCAAAGAAGGAAAAACUACUGGAUGACCUUUGCAACGAACAAGGAUCAUUGAGAAUCGUUAUUGCAACCAGUGCCCUUGGAAUGGGGAUAGAUAUAACUGGUACAAACAAUGUAAUUCUAUAUGGUGCCCCGAAGCAGUUAGUGGAAGUAGUUCAGGAGAUUGGCCGUGCUGGUCGGGAUGGAAAUCCAGCUCUUGCGUUACCCCUUUACAAUUCAUAUCACCUAAGAAAAGUAGAGCAGGAGGUGAAGGAUGUUUACAAUUCACAAACUUGUAGAAGAAAAAUGUUGUUGAAACCUUUUGUGAAGGAAAGUGAACUUACAAUAAAAGAUCCCCACCACAUGUGUUGUGACAGAUGUAUGCUGUUGUGCAAAUGUGAUGACUGUCAUAAAGAUACAUUUCCUCUUGAAAAAAUGAUAAAAGAUGAACCAUCAGUCUUAGACAGUGACACAAACAGUGAUUCUACUGAACUAUAUGAUGAUGCUGAACUUUUAAUUGAAUCAGACACCGAGUUUGAUUAA